CACCUACGGUGAAACCAACGAGAGGACACCGCCUGCAUGUAGAGCAGCCCGAGCAGGAGUGGGACCCAGAGGCGCGCGAAUGUGAGAGGAAAGCCGUCCGCGGCUGCGCUUGCCCGCCCCUGAGCUCUUCGAAACUCGGGAAAAUGCUUUCUGAAAGCAGUUCAUUUUUGAAGGGCGUGAUGCUUGGAAGUAUUUUCUGUGCCUUGAUCACUAUGCUAGGACAUGUUAGGAUUGGUCACGGAAAUAGGAUGCACCACCAUGAGCAUCAUCACUUACAAGCUCCUAAUAAAGAAGAUAUCUCAAAACUUUCAGAAGAUGAACGCAUGGAACUCAGUAAGAACUUUCGGGUAUACUGUAUCAUCCUUGUAAAACCUAAAGAUGUUAGUCUUUGGGCAGCAGUGAAAGACACUUGGACCAAACACUGCGACAAAGCAGAGUUCUUCAGUUCCGAAAGCGUUAAAGUGUUUGAGUCAGUUAACAUGGAAACAAAUGACAUGUGGUUAAUGAUGAGAAAAGCUUAUAAGUAUGCCUUUGACAAAUAUGGAGAGCAAUAUAAUUGGUUCUUCCUGGCACUCCCCACUACAUUUGCUAUCAUUGAAAACUUAAAGUUUUUUUUGUUAACAAAGGAUCCAUCCCAACCUUUCUAUCUAGGCCACACUGUGAAAUCUGGAGACCUUGAAUAUGUGAGUGUGGAAGGAGGAAUUGUCUUAAGUAUAGAGUCAAUGAAAAGACUUUCCAACCUUCUUAGUUCUCCUGAAAAGUGUCCUGAACAGGGUGGGGUGAUUUGGAAGUUAUCGGAAGAUAUGCAGCUGGCAGUCUGCCUGAAAUAUGCUGGUGUAAUUGCAGAAAACGCAGAAGAUACUGGAGGAAAAGAUGUGUUUAAUACCAAAACUGUUGGGCUUUUCGUUAAAGAAGCAAUGGCUAAUAGCCCUAACCAGGUAGUAGAAGGAUGCUGUUCAGAUAUGGCUGUUACUUUUAAUGGACUGUCUCCCAAUCAGAUGCAUGUGAUGAUGUACGGGGUAUACCGUCUUAGGGCAUUUGGGCAUGCUUUCAAUGAUGGGUUGGUUUUCUUACCUCCAAAUGGUUCUGACAAUGACUGACAAGUGAAACGAGAACAUAUAUAUAUAUAUAUAUAUAUAUAUAUAUAUAGU
This is a messenger RNA of Sorex fumeus (smoky shrew), 1151 nucleotides long. It is a transcript of the gene C1GALT1C1, whose product is annotated as C1GALT1 specific chaperone 1. Gene Ontology annotation, molecular function: N-acetylgalactosaminide beta-1,3-galactosyltransferase activity. Lineage: Eukaryota; Metazoa; Chordata; Mammalia; Eulipotyphla; Soricidae. The transcript is spliced from 2 exons. The record is from RefSeq and is a predicted model, not a curated record. Bases 144 to 1100 code for a protein of 318 amino acids.